GUGCUUUCGUUCCAAGUAUUUCAGAAACCUGUAGGUUGAAAUUAAAUACUGCGUGAACGAUGGUUAUGCGAACUGGCGACGCAAGUGUAUGGCUAAUUGUGUGUUCAAAAAAUCAUAGAAUAUCGAGGUGCUCGCCUAAAUCCUAACAUCUAAGUGCAAACAUUGUGAACGAUGGCUGACUACUACAAUGUACUAGACGUGCAACAAACCGCCACGAGCGAGGACAUCAAAAAGGCAUAUAGAAAAUUGGCAUUGAGAUGGCAUCCAGACAAAAACCCUGAUAACCUGGAAGAAGCGAACAAGAGAUUCAAAGAAAUAUCCGAGGCGUACGAAGUCUUAAUUGACGAAAGGAAAAGAAGCAUCUACGAUGGAAAGGAAGGACUUCAAACGCGAUGUGUUGAGAGGCAAUGCAGGAACGACAUUAAUGCACACUUCAAUAUUCCAUCUUUCAUAUUUAGACCCCCUGAGGAAGUAUUUAGAGAAUUCUUUAAUGCUGCUCCUCUCGAGAACCUGUUCAGUAAGUAA
Bombus impatiens (common eastern bumble bee) is the source of this 525-nucleotide messenger RNA. Its product is annotated as dnaJ homolog subfamily B member 6-like. Bases 172 to 525 code for a protein of 117 amino acids. Gene Ontology annotation, cellular component: endoplasmic reticulum membrane; cytosol. The transcript has 4 exons. Gene Ontology annotation, molecular function: Hsp70 protein binding; ATPase activator activity. The record is from RefSeq and is a predicted model, not a curated record. Gene Ontology annotation, biological process: protein refolding; positive regulation of proteasomal ubiquitin-dependent protein catabolic process. NCBI's taxonomy places the organism in Eukaryota, Metazoa, Arthropoda, Insecta, Hymenoptera, Apidae.